Molecule: messenger RNA, 1520 nt
Organism: Nanorana parkeri
Lineage: Eukaryota; Metazoa; Chordata; Amphibia; Anura; Dicroglossidae
Gene: CCDC15
Product: coiled-coil domain containing 15
Exons: 10
Coding region: 45-1445 (466 amino acids)
Cellular component (GO): centrosome
Source: RefSeq, a predicted model, not a curated record
CCUCGAAGACGCGGCCGUUUGAAAGUGCGUCCCGUGGAGAGAAGAUGGCGCCGCCCGCAGCCUGUGCUGUGAGAAGGAGCCCGGAGCGGGGGAGACACAGCCGGCUGGUGGUGAACCAGGCCGUGCUGGCCGAGAGGAACCCGGGGGCCGUGGCUGCUGUGGGGGCUUGGAUAGAGGCGGCUGAGAGAGGAGGCUCCAGCAGGGCCCUGGUGUCUGCUGAGGAAGUUGAAGAAGCGAUAAUUCGAUACCAGCAGGAAAAGGAGCAGAGGCUGAUCCGCUUCCAGGGGGAAGUAAAGCGAAGGGUUAAUCAGAACGCCAAACAGCAGAAGCGACACCAGCUGCAGAAAUCCUACGAUGCUUUGGCACGUGAAGGUCUCGUCGUCAAGCAGUCUUCAGACGCUGCCAUGCCCUUCACUCCGAAGAGAAACACCUGUACUUACCGUAAUACACAGGUGGCCAUUGGCAGUCCUCGCGUUCGUUGCGUCUCAGCACAGAAGAUAGGAGGCGAUGAGGAGGAAGCGGAUGAAAAUGGAAACCGUUUAUUUAAAGAGCAUUCCAAAACUCUGAAGGAAACAAUGAGACAAGUUCGCAAGCGCCUGGCAGCUCUGAAAACUGUGGAGAGUGAAGAGUUAACUCUGCCCGGCGGCCUAUGGAAGGUCUCCCCCACCAGAGACAAUCCUUUCUCCCGGAGAUCUCCCGUUCUGUAUCAGCCACGGACCGAGGAAGAGCGGCCUCUUCUCAGAGGGUUUCAUGACCUGCCAGUGGAGCUUUUGGUUCCAGGGCCCGAAGGACAGACUGAGAGCAGGAUGGGGGCUGGGAAGCCGAUAUGUAAUCGUCUAAUGAAGGCGUCUUAUCCCGCUGGUCAGGCGCCAGCGUACAACACAGAUUACCGAGCCACUCUUGUACUUCGCCCAGGAGCAGAUGAAGAGGAAAACCGAAAACAAAGACAAAACCAGUUCUUGAUGUACAGGCGGCUUUUCAUGGACAUCGAGAGAGAACAAGUGAAGGAAAUGCGAAGGCAAAAGGAACACAACCGGAAAAUAUUCAAAAUGAAACAAGAGCGAGAAACUGAGCGACUGCUAGAGGAGGAGAGACUCCGCACCGCAGCUCAGCCCAGCCUGGAAAAUCUGACCUUUGAGGUGGAGUUAAUGAAGGAGCAAGAGAGGAACAUGGAACAUCGGGAGAGGGCACAGAAAACCAGAGAGUAUAACCGCUUCGUUGAGGCUCUGCGGGCUCAGAUGAAGGACAAGAUGUUGCUGCACAAUGUGGAAUUGCCACCGUUGUGUUGCUGCGGUUCAGAUUUCUGGGAUGCCCAUCCGGACACAUGCGCCAAUAACUGUAUUUUCUACAGGAACCCAAAAGCGUACACCCGGGCCUUGCAGUCGGUGCUCUCGUCACGUGACACGUGGGAUGGGGGCGCGAGCUCCAGGUUUCGGAUUUUGUAACAUCAGCAUUGGGUGACCUUGACCCUCCUGACUAAUGGAGAACCCUGCAGAGGGGACUGGGAGAUGAAGCGUUGG